GCCGAGUCUAAUCAGUUACAGAUCAGUCAGUCGAGUAAGGAUGGUUGGUGUGUGUAGUAUAGUAAGAGGUGCGUGCGUUAUUUAAAUAAUGAACUGACCUUUAAUGUGACCUCUUAAAAACAGUAAACAUAAAGUGGCGGUCAUUUAUUUAAACUAAAGUGGUACCAAAUAAAUUAUAUUCUUAUCAGGAGUAAUACAUUCAAAGAUCCUCCCUCGAUGUCCCUCAACGCUCCAGGAUGGAAUUGACGCAACAAUCGCCUCUGGAAGUGUCGGGGUGUGGCAGAAGAAGGAAUAAACGCAACGACACCAUGUAACUCCAAGACUGACUCUCUAAUUUCCAAUGGGUGCCAACAUGGGCAAGAACACAUCGCUCCUUGAUGCGUUGCCAUCAGGUCAGGGCACCCUCCACGUGGUGAUGCUAGGUUUAGAUUCGGCGGGGAAAACGACCGCCCUUUACCGCUUAAAAUUCGACCAGUACCUGAACACAGUUCCGACGAUAGGCUUCAACUGCGAGAAAGUGAAAGGAAUGAUCGGGAAAGCCAAAGGUAUCAACUUCCUGGUGUGGGACGUGGGCGGCCAGGAGAAACUACGGCCUUUGUGGAAGUCGUACACGAGGUGCACGGACGGCAUAGUGUUCGUUUUGGACAGCGUAGACGUCGAGCGCAUGGAAGAGGCGAAAAUGGAGCUCAUAAGGACGGCCAAAGCGCCGGAAAACUCCGGAGUGCCCAUAUUGGUGUUGGCCAACAAGCAGGACCUUCCGGGGGCGCGGGAACCGCGCGAGCUGGAGAAGCUCCUGGGACUUACCGAACUGGGAAGCGGAGGGGGGCAUUUGUGGCACGUUCAACCGGCCUGCGCAAUCACAGGAGAAGGCCUACAAGAAGGACUGGAAGUUUUGUACGAGAUGAUUUUAAAACGAAGAAAACUCGCCAAAAUGUCCAAGAAAAAAACGAGAUAAAAAUGUCACGCUGUGAGUGCUUUGUGUAGUCAAUAGACAGUUUUUUUAAUUUUGAGGAUUUUAUGUGAAUCCAACUUUCGGUGCAGUGUUUUCUAUAAUAAUAGCGAUACAGUAUCAAAAUUAGAUUAGUGAGACUUUCGACACGUCCAUUCUGUUAUUUUAUGGAAAACCCCUCUGUGAUAUUCUUAUUGAAAACACUGUUGUACAAGCCAGAAGCUUGCCUCUAUAUGGGAAUAGUGAGUGUUUUAUAUCGAUUUAAACGAAAAUGCAUAGUUUUUUUGAUCUCCCUUGUUAUGAAGACGACAUAAAUUCUAAACUGUAAAUACAAGAAAUGAUAUAGGUAAUUUUUGUAAGCUGUUUUCUUUCGAUGGCAUAGAUCAUAGCAACAAAAGCACAAAAGAAACAAUUUCUCCAUUUUGAGGUGUUUGCAUCAACAUAAUUAUUACAUGUAUUCUCCUGUGCAAGAAACCUAUUGCAGUUUGUUAAGGUUUUACCUUAAUUAUAGUUUGCACGCUUGAAAGUGAAACGAUGAGUAUUAUAUCAUUGUAUAAUGAGAAAGCAGUGUGAAAAAAUACCCAGAUGGUUCCCAUACGCUUUAUUACGUCGAAAUGUGCAAUUCUAGAUCAUAAAUAACUAUUUUCUUGAAUAGAAUUGACACCCAUCUUCUCCACUCAUUCAUUAGCAGACAAUAAGAAGCCUAUUAGAAUAAAUUAACACAGAGAGAGAAGCUUGAGUGCUGCGUCAGUGUAUUAUCUAGCAAAUUGAUAGAUCUUCUUAUCAUUAAGCAUCAUUCAUACAUCGCGAGAGCUUGUGACAAUUCGAUUCAAGAGAGUAGUUUAUUAUUACCAGAACCAAAGGUGCUCAUUUAUUUAUAAGUAGUUUUUAGUUAUCGUCAUCAUCAUGUAUAUUUCCAUUAUUACAUUAAAUUGAGAAUGGGGUCGAUUUUGGCGUUCAUUAUAAUAUCGAUGACUGAAACGUUUUCCACUAUUAGGUACAUAUAUCAUUAACGAUUUGGAGACAUCAUCAAAAGCCAUCCAAUUACUGCUGUGAAAUAUUAUACAUUUCUCAAUUUGAAGUAAUAAUAGUCGAACGACCAAUAUAAACCACCAACUGUUCGAUAUCGGCCUUUACCCUAAAUUUUGCGAUGAAUGUAUUAUCGGUCCUUUAUUCCCAAAUUAUUUUGUUGUUACUAUCCUAUUAAUGUUAAAUUAUUCCUAGAAUUAUAUAAUUAGAAUUAUUAUUCCUGUUGCUCGCCAUGUUUAUAUAACGUAAAUCUGUAAAUAUGUACCUAAAUGUAAUAUAAUUUCUAAACAUUAUUAUUAAACCAUAUUUGUUUUAUAAAAAA
Zophobas morio is the source of this 2300-nucleotide messenger RNA. It is a transcript of the gene Arl4, whose product is annotated as ADP-ribosylation factor-like protein 4A. NCBI's taxonomy places the organism in Eukaryota, Metazoa, Arthropoda, Insecta, Coleoptera, Tenebrionidae. The transcript is spliced from 2 exons. Gene Ontology annotation, biological process: vesicle-mediated transport; intracellular protein transport. The record is from RefSeq and is a predicted model, not a curated record. Gene Ontology annotation, molecular function: GTPase activity; GTP binding. Gene Ontology annotation, cellular component: plasma membrane; cytoplasm. Bases 341 to 955 code for a protein of 204 amino acids.